Messenger RNA from Opisthorchis viverrini, 2867 nucleotides. RefSeq lists its product as hypothetical. NCBI's taxonomy places the organism in Eukaryota, Metazoa, Platyhelminthes, Trematoda, Opisthorchiida, Opisthorchiidae. The record is from RefSeq and is a predicted model, not a curated record. Gene Ontology annotation, cellular component: nucleus; ribonucleoprotein complex; cytoplasm. Gene Ontology annotation, biological process: regulation of alternative mRNA splicing, via spliceosome; mRNA splice site recognition. Gene Ontology annotation, molecular function: mRNA binding. Bases 251 to 2728 code for a protein of 825 amino acids. The transcript is spliced from 11 exons.
ACCGUGUGCGUUCGUGUGUGCGUGCGUCAUAACGUGUGUUCACACAUCCGGCGCGGCUCUGUGCCUCGACCUGCCCUGUCUUGAUGCAUCUUUGACUGCUGGCGCGCAUGCGUGUGGAACCGACCACAGUUUAGCGUCAGUCAUUGUGAAAGCGGGCUGCCUAGCAUCAGAAAGGGAUUUCACCGUUUCCUCACCUACUUUGUGCCGCGUGGUCGCAUAAUCAGGGUGCGCAACCACUCGACUCCGCAAUAUGAUGAUGAUGGCACUGGAUAGCACUAGUCAUCACCUGUCUGCUCUACCCGAUCGGAAAUCAACCACUGCUGCUGCUAUGACAGACCUCGGUCUAGUGCUCACCGAAACCCCCAAUGGUGGUCUUUUGGAACUUCGUAGACCGAGUUCGAACAAUCCCAAAAUUUCAAGUGAUUUCACAACAUAUGGCUUUCAUUCCAUUUCCCCGGCUUCCACGCCUCUCGUGGAUCGACAUUCCGCCCCGGCAUCCACCACUAAAUCGCAUUCGAGGCAGCUGACCCCAAACGGUUCCCGAAGUGAUAGUGCCCUCGGUUUUAGCAUUGAGGAUCGCAAAUUGUUUGUCGGGAUGUUGGGCAAACAGCAGACGGAAGACGAACUACGGACUCUGUUUGCACCCUACGGAUCGAUUGAAGAGUGCACGGUGCUACGAGAUCAGAGUGGUGCUAGCAAAGGCUGUGCUUUUGUCAAGUUCGCAUCGAAUUCGGAAGCGCUGUCGGCCAUCGAAGGGCUGCACAACAGUCAGACCAUGCAGGGCGCGUCCUCACCACUCGUCGUUAAGUUUGCCGACACAGACCGGGAACGCCAGUUGCGGCGACAGCAACAACAACAACAACAACUGAGUACACCAACCACCGGGGGAGCCCCAACAGUCCCAGCGCAAUUGGUCAACGGAUUGGGAUUAGCCAACCUAACCAAUGGACUGAUGAACGGGACGUCGUCACAGCUGAUGAUGACAGAUGACACCAAAAAUCAACAAUCGCAGCAACAACAACAACAGCAACCGCAAGUUGCGAUCCCAACGAAUGUUCAGCAAAACGCACAACUAUCACACACCAAUAUGGCGUCCUCUCCAGCCGCGGUAGCUGCAGCGACAGCGUAUCAACAAGCUCUGAUGGCAGCUGGCUACCCAGCGCAGCAAUACACCUGUGCACAAAUCACGCAUUCCGGGCUUGUCCCGACCACCGCGGUGACGGUCAGUUCCGCCGCUUGUCCCGCCACCGCGGUGACGGUCAGUUCCGCCCCAGUUUCACAAUUAACACAGCAACCCACGCCAGGCUACUUGAACCCAAUGACCCUCAUGGCCGCUAUGCAGUACGCAAAUCCCGGUCAUCUGGCGACGGUUACCGCAUCACUACCAACAGUCACUCGUCCAGCCGGCAGCUCAACAGUUUCCAUCCCCCUCGCAACCAAUCCGUCUACGCACCAAUCCAUCGCUGUUGCGGCUAAUGGCUACCCACAUAUGGCACAAAAUUCUCCAUCGGUUUCUACCAAUGGGUCCAACCCACUUGGAACUCUGAGUGCCACGUGUUGUCCUACUCAAAUUGGAUCACUAAUCCCACUAUCAGAUCUUACGCUGUUGACGCAAACCAAUCUGGCUGCGCUUGCCCAGCAAGCUGCCGUUAACCACGCCGGAUCGGGUACCCUGUCCUCUGAACAGGGACAGCCUACCCUUGUUAAUCUGAGUGGAUCUGCCGGGGACUAUGUGUCCGGUCAGUCUGCUGCCCUGUUCGCCUCAGCCACUCCGUCUUCGGGUGCCUCAUCUACCUAUGUGACUAUGGGAAACGGCCAACCGGUAUCCGUCCAGUCAGCUACCAACUCGAUAUUGGCCGCGGGUGUCAUUCCUAACGCUUCCUUGGCCGCAGCGGCAGCUGCUGCCGGACUCCUCACCCCAACUCCAGGUCUGAUGACACCCACUGGUUCAACACCACCGAAUGCCAGUCCAGCCAUUCUGACACCUGGUGUAGCUGCCGAUCCGGCUACGUUCUACGCGGCAGCGGCUGCUGCUCUCCAAGGGGCACCAGCACACGCAGCUACUCCACUUCAACUUUCCCAGCUCCACCCGUCAUUCGCACAAGCCUCUGGGACCACGAGUGCCCAUCUCGCUGCUGCAGCCCAUUCACCUCUGGCCCACGGCGCCCCAUCAGCCCUCAGCUCCACCUACUUCGCAGACAACGCUGCUCUGAAUGCCGCCACACUGGCCGCUGCAGCCGCUUCUGCGCAAACCCUGGUCACUGAUCCCAUGCAACAGCUCUACAGUGGCUUGCAAGCUUACGGCUUAGGUCCUGAGGGCUGCAAUCUAUUCAUAUAUCACCUACCUCAAGAAUUUGGUGAUAACGAAUUGGCCCAAAUGUUUAUGCCUUUUGGAACGGUGAUCAGUGCCAAGGUGUAUGUGGAUCGGGCAACAAAUCAGAGCAAAUGCUUCGGUUUCGUCAGCUUCGACAAUCAGACAAGUGCACAGAAUGCGAUUCAAGCAAUGAACGGGUUUCAGAUUGGUUUGAAACGCUUAAAAGUGCAGCUAAAGCGACCUAAAGGCGGUAACAACGCGGCCCCCAAACCUGGCAGCGAAUCCCACCAAUAUGACCAUCAUCUAAAUGGCAGCUCGCUGCCUUCUUCCCAAGAGAAGUACUACUCAGAGCAGAUAAUCGUAAACCCUACUGAAAAUGCUUCUGUUCCCGCGACCGCCGUCCCUGCCGUUUGACACGCACGUUCUAUCUCCCCGUCCCUUCUUCCUGAGGUUGUUGAUACCGCCUCCCUUUCCCUCCUCGAUUUCGCGGAUGCACUCCAAUGUGAAUCACGCAUGAGCAGAUGAAUAUCGUCGCCAAAUUUUUUUUCGCGCG